This is a messenger RNA of Motacilla alba alba, 1606 nucleotides long. Its product is annotated as Krueppel-like factor 1. The record is from RefSeq and is a predicted model, not a curated record. The transcript is spliced from 3 exons. Gene Ontology annotation, biological process: regulation of transcription by RNA polymerase II. NCBI's taxonomy places the organism in Eukaryota, Metazoa, Chordata, Aves, Passeriformes, Motacillidae. Gene Ontology annotation, molecular function: DNA-binding transcription factor activity, RNA polymerase II-specific; RNA polymerase II cis-regulatory region sequence-specific DNA binding. Bases 126 to 1571 code for a protein of 481 amino acids.
CCCUCGGCGGGCGGGGCGGGCCGGGAGCCGCCCCCGGCGGAGCCGCGGGAGCCGCGGGCGGCGGAGCGGGAUGAACCAAGACUUCCCCAGCUGAGCUCUGCCAGCGGCUCCCGGGGAGGCACCAAAUGGUCUCUGUGAGCUGCCAGGACCUGCUGCCCUCCCUGCCCAGCCCUUCCCUGCUCGAGAGCCUGGCCAGUGCCCUGCAGUGCAGGAUGCCACCGUCCCUUCUGCCAGGACACGGCGGUGACAGGACAUGCGGCCACCCGGAGGGCACCGGCCACGCCGAGGGUGCCAAGGAGGAGCCCCCCAAAGCCCAGCUCAGCGAGGCUCAGCUCAGGCUGCCUGACUUCUGCCUCUCGCAGCACUUCAUCCCCACGCUGGAGGAGAUCGAGGAGUUCCUCAGGGACAAGGCAGAGCUGCCCAGGGACGAGGCAGGAGAGCCUCACCCCGAGGGGUGGAAGGUGGAGAGCAAGGCUGAGCACGGCUCUGGGGCACAGCCCAUCCCCAGAGCGCACGAGGGAGGAGCAGGACACGUCCCAAACGCUGUGGGGACAGCUGCUGGUGACCAGGCACUGGCUGCUGGUGACGAUAUGGUGGCUGCUGAUGACCAGGCAUUGGCUGCUGGUGGCCAGGCGCUGAUUGCUGGUGACCAGGUGGUGGCCACUGGUAACCAGGUGGUGGCCGCUGGUGACCACGUGGUGGCUGCUGGUGACCAGGUGGUGGCUGCUGGCCAGGCACUAGCUGCUGCUGACCAGGUGGUGGCCGCUGGUGACCAUAUGGUGGCCGCUGAUGACCAGGCAUUGGCUGCUGGUGGCCAGGCGCUGAUUGCUGGUGACCAGGUGGUGGCCGCUGGUGACCAGGCACUGGCUGUUGGUGACCAUGUGGUGGCCGCUGGUGACCAGGUGGUGGCCACUGGUGACCAGGCACUGGCUGUUGGUGACCAGGCACUAGCUGCUGGUGACCAUGUGGUGGCCGCUAGUGACCAGGUGCUGGCUGCUGGCAGCAUCCCCGUUGUCCUGCAGCUCCAGCCUCUCCCCAUGGACAGCAUCACCCCCCCAGCCCAGCCUGGGGGUGUCAGGGUGGCCCAGCUGCUGAUCAGCCUGCAGAGCCCGAACCUGCCCGUCCUGCCUCAGCUCCAGCCCCCUGGCACCAUCCUGGACCAAAAAUACGUCAGAAUCGCCCCUCUGCCGGUGCCCACGGGGCCGGGGGACGUGCAGGAGGCCGAGGCAGCCCCCGGGGCCCAGCAGGGCCCCCCAUCCCUGCUCCGCACGCACCGCUGCUCCCACCCGGGCUGCGGGAAGGUUUAUUCCAAGAGCUCCCACCUGAAGGCUCAUUUCCGCCGGCACACGGGGGAGAAGCCCUACACCUGCGCCUGGCCCAACUGCGGCUGGAGGUUCUCCCGCUCGGACGAGCUCUCCCGCCACAAGCGCUCCCACUCCGGCCUCAAGCCCUACCAGUGCUCGGCCUGUGAGAAGAAGUUUGCCCGCAGUGACCACCUGGGCAAGCACCUGCGGAUCCACCGGGGCCAGCCCCGCAGCCCAGGGGCGCUGCCGGGGGCCAGCACGUCCUGACUGCCACCGUGUGUGCUCUGUCCCCACGUGUCACA